AUGGGUUAGUUUGAUAGAAGUCGUAAAGAAAUCAACAUCUUUUACUUUAAAAACCUCGUUACAUUGCAUGGUUAUUUGCUGCUAUAAAAAGGCCAUUAUGGUGUGUCGUAAAUUGUGUGCUUAAUGCAGCAAUAACAUAAAAUUUUAUGGCUAAAUAAAUGCUUGUAAACAAUUUGUUUUGAUGGAAUUGAGCGGGAAAAGUAUUAUUUAGUUAAAUCAAACAGGUUAUUGUCGUGUUAUACCUGGGUGAAAUUUUCAUCGCUCGCACUUAUGCAGCAAUGUCGGAAUAUAAAAUGUGGAGAUAUCGAUUUUUUUAUGAAUGACAAUUUUGCCAACGGUAAUGCGUUACACAGCUGAUAUUCUUUAUUUGUCUCAUGUGCGCGUUCUAUUUUUAAAAGUGAAAUUAAUUUAUUAUAAAACUGUGUGUUGAAUAAAUAAAAAAGAGUGUUUUGGUGGUUCUCCCGUUGAAAAAAAAAAAAAUAAGAUAAAAAAAUUGAAAAUAUUUUUUUAUUAUUAUAAGUUCUGGUUGAGAAUAUAUGCAUAAAAAUAUAAUAGUAAAAUUGUGUUAUUGUUUCAAUUGGAUAAACAAAUCAUUAACCUGCGCAAAACCGUCACGGGCUGCUUGAAACACACAACACCUAUCUGCAAUAUUUCUAAAUGAUGACUGGAUUUCAGUGAAAGAAAGGAAAUCGAUCCAAUACUUAAAAAGGAAGAAGUCAAACGAAAUUAAUUGCUAAGCACAUAGAUAAUUGGAAUUUGGAUACCAAUAACGUCACACCCCGUCAGUGUUCCUUGGCAUUAAAAACUAAGCUUUAAACAAAUCGCUAGAAUUACACACACAAAAAGAAAACAAAAAUAAAAUUUGCACAAAAUGACAAUGAGUACAAAUAACUGUGAAAGUAUGACCUCAUACUUCGCAAACUCAUACAUGGGUUCCGAUAUGCAUGGUCACUAUCCUAACGGUGACCAUUUGGAUGGCAAUCAACAAAUGCAUCACUAUAGUCAAAAUCCAAAUCAGGCGAAUAUGCCACCAUAUCCUCGAUUUCCACCGUACGACAGAAUGGGUUAUUACAAUCAAAAUAUGGAUCAAACGGGAUAUUCUAGGCCGGACAGUCCGUCCAGCCAGGUGGGAAUGCCACAGCAGCCAAAUGGAACUCAAAUAGGACCUCAGACAAAUCAACAACAGCCAGUUGUUUAUGCUAGUUGUAAGCUACAGGCGGCUGUUGGUGGAUUAGGAAUGAGCGCUGAAAGCGGUUCACCCCCAUUGGAACAAAUGGGAUCACAUCAUAUGACAUCACAAAUGACAAUACCUCAUCACAUGGGUCAUGCACAGAGUCAGGUACAUCAAACGUCACAACAUAUGGGUAUGUACGGACAGACUGGCGGUGGGCCACCAGUAGCCACACCUCAAGGUAUGAUCCAUCAGCAACCUCCACAAAUGCAUCAAGGACAACCUCAACCACCACCAAAUAGUCAAAAUAAUCAGUCAUCGUUACCAUCACCUCUAUAUCCUUGGAUGCGAAGUCAGUUUGAACGGAAACGUGGCCGACAAACCUAUACCAGGUAUCAGACCCUCGAAUUAGAGAAAGAAUUUCACUUCAAUCGCUACUUAACAAGACGACGAAGAAUUGAAAUCGCACAUGCAUUGUGUCUCACAGAAAGACAAAUAAAAAUUUGGUUCCAGAAUCGACGAAUGAAAUGGAAAAAGGAAAAUAAAACAAAAGGAGAACCGGGUUCCGGUGAUAAUGCCGAUGAAAUUACACCGCCCUCAAGUCCACAAUAAAUUUAAAAGAAAAAAAAAUAUCUCAAAGAAACUAAAAAAAAGAAAAAAGAUAAAAAGAAAAUAAUAAAAAAAAAC
This is a messenger RNA of Bradysia coprophila, 1858 nucleotides long. It is a transcript of the gene Antp, whose product is annotated as homeotic protein antennapedia. Gene Ontology annotation, biological process: negative regulation of transcription by RNA polymerase II; anterior/posterior pattern specification. NCBI's taxonomy places the organism in Eukaryota, Metazoa, Arthropoda, Insecta, Diptera, Sciaridae. Gene Ontology annotation, molecular function: RNA polymerase II cis-regulatory region sequence-specific DNA binding; DNA-binding transcription factor activity, RNA polymerase II-specific. Gene Ontology annotation, cellular component: nucleus. The record is from RefSeq and is a predicted model, not a curated record.